Messenger RNA from Aspergillus bombycis, 2559 nucleotides. Its product is annotated as glycoside hydrolase family 3 protein. The record is from RefSeq and is a predicted model, not a curated record. Gene Ontology annotation, molecular function: beta-glucosidase activity. The transcript has a single exon. Bases 1 to 2559 code for a protein of 852 amino acids. NCBI's taxonomy places the organism in Eukaryota, Fungi, Ascomycota, Eurotiomycetes, Eurotiales, Aspergillaceae. Gene Ontology annotation, biological process: glucan catabolic process.
AUGGGUCACUAUGAGAAACCCGUGGUGGAGGAAUUGCUUCAGGCUUUGACAUUGGAGGAGAAAGUCUCCCUGCUGGCGGGGAAAAAUAUGUGGGAGACAAUGAACGUUGACAGGCUGGGGAUCCCUAGCUUGAAGAUGACCGAUGGGCCAGCUGGAGCGAGAGGGUCGAAAUGGACAUACGGUUCACUGACGACUUUCAUUCCUUGUGGUAUUUCAUUGGCGGCCACGUUUGAUCCGGAGUUGGUUCAGAAAGUGGGCAGCGUUCUAGGGCAGGAGACACGACGCAAGCACUGCCAGGUCCUUCUAGCACCAACAAUGAAUUUGUCCCGUUCACCACUAGGUGGUCGCAACUUCGAGGGCUACGGCGAGGACCCAUACCUGAUUGGAAAGGUAUCGACUUCCAUGAUCCAGGGGAUCCAAAGCCAGGGUGUUGCGGCAUGCAUGAAGCACUUCAUUGCGAACGACACCGAAACGCGGCGCUUUAAUGUCGACCAAACCAUUGACGAGCGCACUCUGCGUGAAGUAUACAUGAAGCCCUUUGUGAUGGCUCUUGAUGCGAACCCAUUGACCGCUAUGGUGAGCUAUCCAAAGAUAAACGGAUACCACGCCGACUUGAGCCCUUCCAUCCUGAAGCCGCUUUUGCGUGAUGAAUUAAGAUUUGACCGGAUAGUCAUGAGUGACUGGGGGGGAUUAAACAGCACCGUUGAGAGCUUAAUUGCCACUACCGACUUGGAAAUGCCGGGACCAGCAGUGAGACGUGGUGACAAGCUCCUGGCUGCCAUAGCACAAGGUCAGAUCGACGUCGCGAAGCAUGUGGAUCCAAGUGUGCGACGGAUCCUGGAGCUACUGGAACAGGUCGGUCUGCUGUCCUGCUCAUCAUCUGGUGGUUCUCUAAAGGGCGAUGAGGCUGAAUCUGAGAAAGCGCCAGACGACCCGACAUUUCAUCGGAUCGCUCGCGAGGCUGCCCAGGAUGGUCUCGUUCUCCUGAAGAAUGAAGGUCUCUUACCCUUGCAGCUCUCCGCUCUACAAAAGGUUGCUAUCUUGGGCCCCAAUGCCCGCCGUCCGACUGCGGGUGGCGCUGGCAGUGCUGCUGUCAAUCCAUUUUACGUCACUACGCCUGAAGAAUGCAUUACGACAGCCAUCCAACAAGCUAGCCCACAGACGGAUAUUGCUUAUGAGCAAGGCAUUCCGUUUAGUCUCCGCCCACCACUACUAGGUGCCACGCUCACCAUACCUGACGGCUCCCGGCAGGGGCUUGAGGUAACUUUCUACUCCGGACACGAGUUUCAGGGACCCGUAGUAGCAACCAGCUACUGGGAUGACUCCCUUGUUUAUCUCUUUAGUGACGGUGAUGUGCCAGAAUCGCUCAAGGGCCGCCCAUACUGCUACCAGGCAUCCGGCAUUGUGACACCCCAGGUAUCUGGUUGGUAUACGUGGAGUGUGGCCAAUACAGGCAAAGCGAAGCUGUUUAUCAACAAUGAAAUGGUUAUUGAUAAUACGGAGUGGUCACGGAUAACCGGAGGCUUCCUAGGAUGCUCCAGUGAAGAUCGAACAAUUCGGAUGCAUUUAGAAGCAGGAAAAGCAUAUCGGCUGAGGGUGGAUAAUGUAGUGACCCUGCCACCUUUCGAAUCUUUUGAUAACACCCUCUUUCCGAAUGUCUCAGGCCUGCGGGUUGGUCUUGCCCUGGAGCAGGAUGAGGGGGCAUUGCUGGGCCGCGCCGUGGAAUGCGCUAGGUCAUCCGAUAUAGCUAUCGUUGUUGUCGGUCACAAUAAGGACUCCGAGGGCGAAGGCGGCGAUCGCAUCGACAUGCAAUUGCCAGGCCGGACGGAUGCCCUCGUGCAGGCAGUCUGCGAUGCCAAUCCUAAUACAAUCGUUGUCGUUCAGGCAGCCAGUGCAGUAACAAUGCCGUGGGUGAACCAAGCCCGCGCAAUUGUCAUGGCCUGGUACCAGGGCCAGGAAAACGGGAAUGCCUUGGCAGACGCUCUCUUAGGCCACUGUAACUUCUCUGGUAAAACUCCGAUCACUUUUCCUCGCCAGCUGGAGGACCACGGUUCUCAUGCAUGGUUCCCGGGGCGGGCAGCCCACGACUCAUGCGAGUUUGGGGAGCAAGGGUUGGUUGGAUAUCGUCACUUCGAUAAGGCCGGUAUCAAGCCUCUAUGGCCGUUUGGAUAUGGACUAUCUUACACGCGGUUUGAGGUCACUGACAUUCGUAUUGAUGGGUACAUGACCACUACAACAGCGUCCACCAUCUCAGUCCACGCUCGCAUCACCAACGUUGGUGAACAAGCUGGCUCUGAAGUAUUACAGGUCUAUGUUAGCCCUUCUGAACGGAUUGAAAAGAGAGGGCUAGUCACGUAUGAAAAAACGCUGGCUGGAUUUUCCAAGGUGUUUGUACCUGUGGGAGAAUCGAAAGACCUCACUAUUCCGAUCGGCAAGGGAGAAUUGCGUUGGUAUGACGAAGAGGCCCAUUCAUGGAAGAUAGAUCCAGGCAGGUACCGCUGCUUCGUCGGCACCAGUGUGGUGGAUAUUCUCUGCGAACUGGAAUUCCAUGUGGUGUAG